AUGGACCCUAACGAUGCCACGUUAACCUGUGCCGUGAAUUUGGAGUGGAGCAACCAGCAAGGCACGACCCAGCGUAAGUUCGCCAACAAACAAGCCACGCUCCGGCUCACCCGGAAUGUCCUGAAAGAAAUGUUCCUCGAGGUAACCGCCGACAAGCAAACACCGAUCCAGCUAAAACUGCGCAGUGUUAAUGUACAUUCGAAGUUUAUGGCCGAAGGAAAAGCGAGUAUUAAAUUCAACGACGAAAAGUGCACCAUAUUCCUAUCGAACGCUCCGCCCGGGCUGCUGGUUCAGUUCCUGAAAGUGAUUUUCGUGAAGCUCACGAACUCCAGCAGCGGCGGAGGACCAUCGAAAGCCGCGAUUGGCAAAGAGGAACCGUUAAAGAAAGCACGUGCCCUUAUGGCGGCUGGGAAAUCCCUCAACCAGUACGAUGAAAUUAGCCCAGUAACGACGGCGGAAUUAGUCCGUGCACGCAAGCUGGCCAUCGGCAGGGGUUCCGUCACGACUCCUUCACCACCGCCAAAACGGAAACGACUGUCGGAUGAUGCGUUGAAGGAUGGAACGGAUAGGCCAAUGCCGAAGAAGCUGUACGCACCAUCGCCUCUUGCCAAAGAUAAUGUAGCAGCAGGGAUUGAUGAAAUUAAACUGAAUGAAGAACAGCAGAACAUUUUAACGGUGUGCCAGUCGGGUCGGAGUAUAUUCUUCACCGGAUCUGCUGGAACGGGUAAAAGUUUUCUGCUACGGAAAAUCAUCGCUGCUCUUCCACCCGAUGGUACGGUUGCAACGGCUUCGACCGGAGUUGCCGCUUGUCUGAUAGGAGGCACAACCCUACAUUCGUUCGCUGGCAUCGGUGGUGGCGAUGCGACGCUACAAAAUUGCUACGAAAAGGCAUCCCGACCGAUCACGGCUCAGGCGUGGCGGAAAUGCAAAAGAUUGAUCAUUGAUGAAGUUUCCAUGAUCGAUGCGGACUACUUCGAGAAAAUUGAGGCUGUAGCGCGGUACGUGCGCAAGAACAACAAACCCUUCGGAGGGAUUCAGCUAAUUUUGUGUGGAGAUUUCUUCCAACUUCCCCCAGUAAAUAAGGUUAUGGAUCGAUCGCAGCGUGGCCAAUUCUCACAGGGCGCGGAUGGUGGAGGCCGUGUGCGGUUCUGCUUCGAGUCGAAAGUGUGGCCCGAGUGCAUCCAGAUGUCGUACGAGCUGCGGAUCGUGCACCGGCAGCGGGACCAGGAAUUUGUGUCGAUUCUGAACAGCAUCCGAAUUGGACGCGUGACUGACGAAAUUACCGAACGGCUGCGUAAGACCGCAAGUCAGCGUAUCGAAACGGAGGGAAUCCUUGCAACGCAACUCUGCUCGCAUACCAGCGAAGUGGACGCGAUCAAUCAUGCGAAGCUGGAGAACCUUCGAAGCGAGGAGAAAAUAUACGACGCAAAGGAUAGCGAUCCUUACAGCACGAAGCAGCUUGACCAAUUGGUGCCAGCACCGGCAAAGCUAACGCUUAAAAUCGGCGCUCAGGUGAUGCUGCUGAAAAACUUCAACAUUGCCGAGGGCUUGGUAAAUGGAGCACGUGGCGUUGUGUUGAACUUUGUGCAAGGUUUGCCCCUGGUGAAGUUUAAGCACCGCGAGCUGCUAGUCCGGAGUGAAAAGUGGACCGUUAAGACAGGCGCAGGCAUGGUGAUGACACGCACGCAGCUCCCGUUGAAGUUGGCUUGGGCGUUUUCUAUCCACAAAUCGCAAGGUCUUACGCUCGAUUGCGUGGAACUGUCGCUCUCGAAGGUGUUCGAAGCGGGCCAAGCUUAUGUGGCGCUAAGUCGAGCCCAAAGCCUUGAAAGCAUCCGGGUGCUGGAUUUUGAUCUCAGGCAGGUGUGGGCCAACACGAAGGUGCUUGAAUUCUAUCGAAACCUGCGAAAGCAGAUAGCAAACGAGAAUCUGAUGAUGCCGGUAGCGGUUAAGAGCGCUGGGUCGAAGGAUGCUCGUCUCAAGAAAUCCCUUUCUGCGCUUGGUCUUUCGAAGGCGGUCAUGAACAAACCGUUGAUGACGAUUAAGUGAGCAGUAUAGGCUUGCUCUCGAAUAGUUGCAAUUUCCCUAUGUCAAAUAGUUAUACUUUUCGCUCCCCCGUAACCUUUAGAUUAAAAUGUAUUAACAAUUCUUUUUCAUCGUGUUGC
Messenger RNA from Anopheles nili, 2162 nucleotides. It is a transcript of the gene Pif1, whose product is annotated as ATP-dependent DNA helicase PIF1. Gene Ontology annotation, biological process: telomere maintenance; DNA repair. The coding region runs from base 1 to 2046 and encodes 681 amino acids. Gene Ontology annotation, molecular function: ATP hydrolysis activity; DNA helicase activity. The transcript has 2 exons. The record is from RefSeq and is a predicted model, not a curated record. NCBI's taxonomy places the organism in Eukaryota, Metazoa, Arthropoda, Insecta, Diptera, Culicidae.